Guillardia theta CCMP2712 is the source of this 255-nucleotide messenger RNA. RefSeq lists its product as hypothetical. The annotation marks the transcript as partial. The transcript has a single exon. Gene Ontology annotation, cellular component: nascent polypeptide-associated complex; cytosol. The record is from RefSeq and is a predicted model, not a curated record. Lineage: Eukaryota; Cryptophyceae; Pyrenomonadales; Geminigeraceae.
GAAGCGCUCAGGAAACUGGGCGCUUCCCUGCGCAUCGGAGGCCCUGGAACAAGUCGCAGGAAGUUCAAGAAUGUGCGCGCUAUGAGCGACAAGGCCGAGGACGCGAUGUUCCAGGGAACUCUCAGGAAGCUGGGUAUCAACCAAGUUCCUGAUAUUAAGGAAGUUCAGUUUGUCAAGGAAGACGGAACUUGCAUGGUGUUUUCAAACCCGCGCGUGCUUGCUAACAUCGGCAGCAACACUUUUGUGUGCCAGGGA